AUGUCCUUCGUGCAAGGCCCCAACGGCGAGCAAGUCAUCCCCAUCAAGAUCGACGGCCUCGCCCUCCCAGUCGACAACUCCCGCCUCAUCCCCGUGGAAUCAGUCUCCCAGGGCAAAGUCAUCCACUACGCCCACAGCGCCACGCCCGAAAUCGCCAUGCUGGCCGCUGAUUCUUCCCAGCGAGCCUUUCUCAAGUGGAAGACGACGACGCAUAUCCAGCGAAGAGACCUUCUUCUUCGCACGGCUGAUGUUAUUGACUCCUGGGUCGACCGCUUCAUCGAGGUGCAGAUCGCCGAGACGGCAUGUCCUGAGGGCUGGGCCCGGUUCAACGUGGGCAAUCUGACGCGUGGUAUGCGCGAGAUUGCUUCGCACAUCUCGCACAUGGCGACAGGGGAGCUGCCGCCUCUGGAGGUGCCUGGAUCGCUCGUCUUGGUGUACAAGGAGCCUGUCGGUCCCGUCCUCGUCAUCCCGCCUUGGAACGGGGCCAUGGUCCUCAGCGGCCGUGGAAUGGCCGCUCCCAUUGGUGCUGGCUGCUCCGUCGUGCUCAAGGCAUCUGAGCUGUGCCCGCGAACGCACCACCUCAUCGUCCAGGCCUACGAGGAGGCCGGUAUGCCCAAGGGCCUAAUCAACAUUGUUCAAGCGGCCCGCGAGGAUGGGCCUGCUGUCACCGAGGCCCUGAUUGCCCAUCGAUCGGUUCGCAAGGUCGAAUUCAUCGGCAGUGCUGCAGUCGGCCGCAUCAUCGGCCAGCUCUCCGCCAAGUAUUUGAAGCCUGUGCUGAUGGAGCUCGGCGGAAAGGCGCCCGCGAUUGUUCUCAAGGACGCUGAUGUGAAGCACGCGGCGGGCAAGAUCAUCCAGGGCAUGAUUAUGCACCACGGCCAGAUCUGCAUGUCCACCGACCGCAUCGUCGUGGUGGAGGAUGUCGCAGAGGAGCUCAUCGGCGAGCUCAAGACGGCUCUUGCUACCACCUUCGCGGGCAAGCAGGGCGUCGCUGUGUCGAAGAAGCAGGCAAAGAGGGGACAGGAUCUGCUGCUCAGAGCUCAGACUGCUGGAGCGCGCUUCAUUGUCGGCGAUGCCAGUCUAAAUGCCGAGGGGACAGGUCUGACUCCCACCAUUGUCACCGACGUGAAGAGCACUGAUGAGAUCUUCCACGAGGAAAUAUUUUCUCCUGCUGCUAUUCUGACGAUCGUCAAGGACCAGGCUGAGGCCAUCCAGGUUGCGAAUGAUACGACCUACGGCCUGAACGCCGCUGUGCACAGCCGAGAUGUUCUCAAUGCCCUGCGUGUAGCCAAGCAGAUUGAGGCCGGACAGGUUCACAUCUGCGAGACCACGGGCUACGACGAGCAGACUCUGCCUAUUGGAGGUACAAAGGACAGUGGUUGGGGAAGGAAUAAUGGCAAAUACGGGCUUGCUGAGUUUCUGGAGGAAAAGACGAUCUCGAUCCACGAUCCUUCUGUGAGCAAGAACCGUUUUGGAGAUGAGAAAUGA
Molecule: messenger RNA, 1485 nt
Organism: Trichoderma citrinoviride
Lineage: Eukaryota; Fungi; Ascomycota; Sordariomycetes; Hypocreales; Hypocreaceae
Product: ALDH-like protein
Exons: 1
Coding region: 1-1485 (494 amino acids)
Molecular function (GO): succinate-semialdehyde dehydrogenase (NAD+) activity
Source: RefSeq, a predicted model, not a curated record